GUUGAAAUGAACAGAUGUCUAGAGUUCUAUCAUGUGUAUUUUAUUAAGAAAUAAAUCAAAUUAUCUAGUAAACAAUGUGUAUUUAAAUCAAAUAACAAGGAAGGGACUUAUUUUGAAUAAAAUGCUGAGACAUCGAUGAGAUUAUAGCGCAUUCCAUCACUUUCCAGCACGAAAUGUGAUACUCCAUCACUGUCAUUCCCGCUGCCAAUUGAAUGCUUUCCAUCGAAAAGAGAAUGCCACUAUUUUCUCGACCAAACAAAGAAAAAUGUGAACAAUAUGUCCUUACCUAACAGUGGCGUGGCACGAUAGUGGGGGACAGCACAAGGGUUCAGAUAUGGUGUCGUACGCCAAGCUGUUCAGGACCACCGAGGAGCAGCUUCAGCCCAUCGAGGCCACUGUCAUCGCAGUAGAUUACUCAGCACAAAGCCGAAACUGCCGAAACAAAGGAACAAUAAAGAGGCCCAGCAUCACUCUCCGACGUCAUACCCCUUCCGAUCCGGUGAAUGGUCAGGCUAUACCAGGGGUCUCCAAACUACGGCCCGCGAGCACCUCCAAUCCGGUUAGAUGA
Messenger RNA from Nezara viridula (southern green stink bug), 568 nucleotides. The record is from the annotation of a GenBank genome assembly. NCBI's taxonomy places the organism in Eukaryota, Metazoa, Arthropoda, Insecta, Hemiptera, Pentatomidae.